Molecule: messenger RNA, 1359 nt
Organism: Chaetomium globosum CBS 148.51
Lineage: Eukaryota; Fungi; Ascomycota; Sordariomycetes; Sordariales; Chaetomiaceae
Exons: 2
Coding region: 1-1359 (452 amino acids)
Source: RefSeq, a predicted model, not a curated record
AUGAAUUUCACUUUCCCGCCUCCGCCGCAUAGACCAAGGAUUAUGGAAACAAUCACCGCUUUGGGUGAUUUGCCCAUAGCGACACCCCAUUCGCAAGGCACAGACGUGGAAAUGCAGGACAUAGAUUGGACUGAAAACAUUGGAGAUGAGACGUUAUAUGACAGUCCCUGCCGCCCUUCAAUUGAGAUCGGGUAUGACGCCGCCCUUCGAGGUGGUGUUAUACAUCCACCGCCGAAUCUUGCUUGGGCUCGAAAAGUGGCAGUCGCUUCGCAGCAGAGCCAGCAAGUCGACUAUGUCCAGUAUGUUGAGGACGAGGACGAGGCGGAUAUCGACUACGAGGACCUCGUAGAUGGAUAUGAAGACGACGGCCACAGCACCAGCAGUGACUGGGACGGCUACGGCACCCUUCCGCUGACUAUGGACGAAUACGACGAGGCUGUAGCCGGCAUGGAGGGCAGCGAUGGUUGGAAUGCGGACCAGAAGAAGUUACACAAGCUGAUCUACAUGCGCGGCCUUCAUCCCAUGAUGCCGUCGUGGUGGAGGGUGAACUUCAAGAUGUGGGGGAUCACACAACCACACCUCGACCACGUUUUCACGCCCAAGCAUAGCAAAAAGCGCGUGGCUAUCCAUGCAUAUGGGAGCGAAGUAGCUGCGGGCAAAGCUCUCGAGUCCCUGUUUUAUCUCUCCCAAACAGUCACGGACUACGAGGAGAUUGGGAACCAGGAUAAGAUUGCAAAAACCGUGGUGAGGGGGAUCCGGGGCUAUAUCAGAUGGGCCAUGCGGGACGCCGGGAUCGACAUGCGUAAAACACUACUUAACUUGCUAGUGCAAGCGUACCCGCCGGAUUUCCGAGCCGACGACGACUCCGAAGGGGCGGAAAGCGAUUUUGCGCCCUCACCCGUCAGCAACAACGAAGACCAGGAAGGAGAGAUGACGGGCACCGAUGAAUACAAAGACAAGGCCGUCGAAGCUUUUGAGGCCGCGGAGGCACAGCGCGCCAGACGGUUCACACACGCCGUUUCGCGCGACCUCGAGAGGAGAUUGCUGGGGCUGGGCCAGCGCUGGCGCGACCGGUUGCGGAUCAAGGGGGGCAAGGGUUUAAUCGCAGCGCCGCCAACCCUGUAUGCCUUUGCUGUCAUCCAGCACAUUGCUAUGCUUGCCAGCCACGAUCCGAGUUCCUCGGCCAACCCGGUUGUCGUUCUGGAGCAGGUCCAUUUGAAUGAUCGCGGCAAGUGGCUAUGGAAUGCUUUAUCCAUCGCUCUCCCCAUCAAUAUGGCAAGGGAUGCCUUGAACAGUAUGUGGGAGACAGGCGUCGUUGUAGCAGAGCAUUUGGACCGGGAGGUCGAUCCCGAUUUGUGA